AUGUGUAUGGCCAAUAUUGAUAAUUCAAUUAUUUUGCAUGGUAGUCCUAAAAAACAAACUGGAUGGGAUUAUAUACGAUAUCCAUAUAAAUCAGUUUAUGGAUUACCAAAUUCAUUGUAUUGUGACGAAUCGACUAGAAAUAAAUUUAAUGAAUGUGAAAUAUCAUUUCAUAGAAAAUGGGAAAUUGCUGUUGAUCAUUAUUUUUAUGAAACAAAGAAAUUUUGCUGUUUCAUUUUGGAAACGAUGAAUUGUGAAUUGGAUGUUGCAAAAAAAUGUAAUGAACAAUAUUCGAAAAAAUUAGAAUCAAAUACAAGAGAUACAUUUAAAAAAGUAUGUGAUAAAAUUGUUGGUUCUAAUUAUGGUUGGCAUUGUUGGUGGACAGAAAAAAGAAUAAUUAAUGCUUGGAUUAUAACUGGAGUAAUUCUGCUUGUCAUUACAGUUGCCUGUGUUGCUGGAUUGAUAAUUAAUAAGCAUAUAAAAAACAAAAAAAUGGAAGCAGUUGAUAAAGCAAUGGAUAAUGCAAGAUUAAAAACACCAACAACAACACCAUUAAAACGGAGAAGAGUUCCGCCAAAAACUACUUACGUUGACAAAGAUUUAAUUAAAGAAUAUCAUAAAAUUUUAAAAAUAAAAAGUCAAUAUGAUAUUUGGGGAGGUUAUUUUAAAGAAAGCGACGAAAAUUCAAAAUGGUAUUUGAAACGUUUUCCAUAUAAACCUAUUUAUGGUAUACCUGAUUCAUUAGAUUGUGAUCAAUCAAUUCGACAACGAUUUAAUGAAUGUGAAAUAUUGUCACAUGAAGAAUGGGAUGUUUCUAUUAAUGAAUAUCUUUUUAUCACAAGACGAUUUUGUUGUUUUGUAUGGGAUUCAAUGCAUUGUGAAUAUAAUAUUGCCGCUAAAUGUGAUGAAGAUUUUUCAAAAAAACUUAAAAAUAUUACAUUGGAAUCAUUUGAAAAAGCAUGUGAUAUAAUUUCAGCAACUGAUGGAAGUUUUUGUUGUUUGUUUUCAUUAACUUUUAACAAAACAUUUAAAAAUAUAGUCUAUGUAUUGACGUUCAUAAUAAUGUUUAUUGUAAUAUCUUAUAGAAUAAAUGAUGCUUGUAAUUAUGCUAAAAAAUUAAAAAUAAUGAAUAAUAAUAAUCAAAAUAUGUCUGAUGGACCAACAAAUUUUCGAAAUGUAAGAAGUAAAUCAAUCAGUCAAUUCCAAUUUGAUAAUAAAACUGAUACACUGAAUGUUAGACGAACAUUAUCAGCACCAACACUAUCAGUACCACCGACACCACCACCACAACCAACAUCAAUAGUUUCAAUUCCAACAACAGUAAUUAAUCAAAUAUCGGGAAUAAUACAACCAAAUAAUGUUGAUAUAUUUGAAAAAAUGUUAACAAAAUUUUUAUAAUUAUUACUGAA
Molecule: messenger RNA, 1406 nt
Organism: Dermatophagoides pteronyssinus (European house dust mite)
Lineage: Eukaryota; Metazoa; Arthropoda; Arachnida; Sarcoptiformes; Pyroglyphidae
Source: RefSeq, a predicted model, not a curated record